AUGAAAGAUGACAAUGGAAAUUUCACUCCUAUUCCAUCAGGAACACCGAAAGCAGGAUUAUAUCGGGAAGACGAAUCAGGACUAAUUAAAUCUGUAGUUUUGGAAGGAACAGGUGAAAAUGCUAAAAUUAAAAUUUUAGUCAAUAAGCUUAAAGAAGGAAAUGCCAUUGUAUCCUAUCGAGUGAAUGAUAAAGUUUACUGGACUUGGCAUGUUUGGGUAACCGAUGAUCCAACUGUGAAUAGUAGUACUUACCAUCUAGGUUUUGAAAAAGAUAAAAAUGGAAAUCCUGUUAUAGACUGGAAAUGGAUGGACAGAAAUCCUGGGGCCACAAAUGCAAACUUCUUAGGUAACAAUUGGCAUAAGUCUCAAUGGUUACAAUAUCAAUGGGGAAGAAAAGACUCUUUUCCUGCUCUCAUCCAUAAAGACGGAACAAUGUAUGAGAUUUCGGGAGAAAUUGGUAACAUUAGAAGCGUAGGAGCUGUUUAUACAACAGGAUCAACUUCUGCAUUACUGAAUCCGAUCCACUUGAUCAUUCCGCCACUUUAUGCUAGAAAGUACAAUGAGAUGGUCAUUAAUAGCGGCGAGGAAAUUUUUGUUAAAAACAGUGAUAAGUUAUGGUAUCAUCAGAAACGGACAACAUGGUUCUCUAAACAGAAAUACAAAAAUGGUUUCAACAGCACCGAUCCUUCGCAGAAUGUUGCAUGGGAUCUUUGGGGCGACACUCGUGGUGGCCAGAUAAGUGAUCUAAAUAACCCUCAAUUAGUUGAAGAGAAUAAGCGCUACGCAAUGAAAUCUCCUUAUGACCCUUGUCCGUGUAAGUGGAGAGUACCAUCAUACUAUGACAAUGUUGGAAGCCCUAACAAUGAUAACACUUUUACUUCUAACGUUUCAACAUCAAGCACGAGAUUCCCCGGAAUUAAGAUAUAUCCCGGUUUAGGAUAUGAUUUUACAGGCGUUGCUAGCCGUAAUUUAGGAUCAAUUCCGAUUAAUGGGAACUAUGAGUAUUAA
Molecule: messenger RNA, 1008 nt
Organism: Adineta ricciae
Lineage: Eukaryota; Metazoa; Rotifera; Eurotatoria; Adinetida; Adinetidae
Source: the annotation of a GenBank genome assembly